This is a messenger RNA of Heterotrigona itama, 1904 nucleotides long. NCBI's taxonomy places the organism in Eukaryota, Metazoa, Arthropoda, Insecta, Hymenoptera, Apidae. The record is from the annotation of a GenBank genome assembly.
CACAAAGUCCCAUUUAAUAAUUCAGUCUAUCGUAUCUUUAGUCAAUGAUUAUACAUUAAAAUAUAAAAUAUAAAAAAUUUUAUAAAAUUAAUAUUUAAUGUUCUCUAAUGUUCUUGUAACAAAACAUUAUAUUUGGUAAAAUUAAAAAAAGAUAAUAGAUAUUGAAUGAACAUCUGUACAUAUAUAAAUGUUUCUUUAUGUUUAUAUUUAAUUUAUUUUUAAUGUAAUGUGUUAUUAUACUUAAUAUAUAAUAUUCAUUGUUAAGCAGAAGAUUAAAUUCUGAUACGAGGAUUACAUGCGUAAUUUUGUAGAUUUUCGAACGAAUUUUAUAUUUCUAACCUUAAAUUUUAAUUUAAGGUUAUUAAAAGAAAGUUAAACAUAAAAUAUAAAUAAAUAUAAAUUUUAUUAUAUGUCAUUAUAAUUCAAUAUAAGAAGAACGCCUUUAAUGAUUUUUCAAAGUUGAAUAAAUAUUUAAUUUGAUUUAUUUGUUUUUGAUAAACAUGAUGUAAUUGAAACUACACAACAAUUCAAUGACUAUGUUUUUUUAAUACGAUUUUGUUUCUGUGAUAUUAUCAUGAAUAAUUUAAAAGAUGCACACUGGUUUCCUUUAACGUCACAGGGAAACAUUUAUUCAAUGACUAAAUUAUGCUCCAUCAAUGGUUCUAAUAAAGUAUUGGUGGCUUCUUUGAAAAGAAAAAUAUAUUCUUGUGAAUAUCAUUUGAUGCCAAAUCUACAUUUAAGACCAUUGGUUAAAGAACUACUUUUUACAUAUAUUCCCAGUGGUGCAGAAAUUAUUUCCAUUGAUGCUUACAAUAAGUCUGAUAGUGGUGAUGGAUUUGUAAUAGGAAUAACUAUCUUAAAAGCAAGCACAGAUACAUCUGUAGAAAGAUAUUUAAAUAUAUACACAGAAGGUGCUAUAGACGGUGAGGGAGAUGAAGGAAGUUCGAUUGAAGCUAUAGCACAAAAUUGUCUAAUGGUGGAAUUAGCAUAUACACCAUAUCAUUUAUAUCAUACCAUAUUACCUCAACAAAAUGCUCCUAAUGAGUAACCGGUUGUGAAUGUGGUUUAGUCAAUAUAGCUAUAACUAAUAUUUCAGAAUUAAAGAUUUGCCAAAGUUGGAAAUUGAGAUAUGAUAGACCUAUUUCCAAUGUAUCCAUUUUUUCACUUAAAAAUAAUAUUGAGAAACCUUGUUUCCUUAACUCUAAUAGGAUGUUCUAAAUAACGGGAUGGAUGAAGAUAUAACAUUAAAUGGUAGUGAAACAUCUGAUUGCAUUUUAUGUUCCUGUAUUGCUGACAUAAAUAUGGAUGGUCAAAAUGAAAUACUCUUAGGAACCUAUGGUCAAGAAGUACUUAUUUUUUGUUUCAUAAACGACACAUGGGAAUUGAUCAUUAGAAAAUUGUUUGACGCUCCUGUACAUUCUAUAUGUUAUAUGGAUAUUACUCAUGAUGGAAUGAAAGAACUCAUUGUCCUUACGCAACGAGGAGUACAUAUAUUGCAGGUUGUAAUUUUUAUGUAAUUGAAAUACAUUAUUUGUAUUAAUGAAAUUAUACUGUUAAUGUAAUGUAUAACAAAAUCUGAAAUACACAUAAAUUACAGCAUAACAUCAUGGAUGUCAAAGAUAAAUGGAAAAAACGAUAUAAAAAAAUUUUUAAAGAAAAUAGGAUAGUAUAAUCUUCAAACUGCCAUUUAAAAAGACUCAAUUGAAGCUUAGUCUUCAGGGAUUAAGAAGAGAGUACAAGAAAUGAUAGAGUAUAAAUAAAAUAUUUAUAUAAUAUGGUUGAUAUAUUAUAUAUACAUAUAUACAAGUGAAUAUGUAUAUUAAAAAAGAUGAAAGAAAAUUUAUUUUUAUUAUUAUUACAAUUGUAAAAUCAAAUAAUUUUAAUAAAUACAGUUAAAAAAAUAG